AUGACGACUUCACUGGUCCUGCAUCCACGCUGGGCAGACACCUUGAUGUACGUUUAUGAAAAAAGCCCGAAUGAAAACAAUCAGAAUAAAAACCAAACCAUGGAGGGACUAAGCGGGAACUGUCCUUCAACUCACUGCAGGGACCUCAUCUCACACCCUGCGCUGGGACGGCAUUCUGGUACCAUAGCGACUCACCAGGGAUCCGUUUACUCGGAUAUAUCCUCCCCUGAUAGCGGCCGACAGUGCCCCGGUCCACAGACUUCAUCUAACGCCUCUCUGGGCUACAGCUACCCUUUUGGAAACCCUUACUACGGUUGCAGGUUAUCUCAUUCGCACAAUGUGAAUUUACAACAGAAGCCUUGCUCUUAUCAUCCAGCAGAAAAGUAUGUCGAGCCCAACUCUGCGUUGCCCUCGGAAGAGCUCUCAAGCAGGGCAAAAGAGUUUGCGUUCUAUCCUAGCUUCGCCAGUUCUUACCAAGCUGUACCGGGAUACCUAGACGUGUCAGUGGUCCCCAGUAUUAGCACACACCCAGAGCCACGGCAUGACGCAUUGAUUCCCGUGGAGGGUUAUCAGCACUGGGCGCUAUCAAAUGGCUGGGACGGUCAGGUAUAUUGUUCUAAGGAACAAACCCAAUCCACCCAUCUUUGGAAGUCUCCUUUUCCAGAUGUGGUCCCUUUGCAGCCCGAGGUCAGCGGUUAUCGUCGUGGCCGCAAGAAGCGCGUCCCCUACACCAAGCUACAGCUAAAGGAACUGGAAAAAGAAUACGGAGCCAGCAAAUUCAUCACCAAAGACAAGAGGCGACGUAUCUCCGCCGGAACUAACCUCUCUGAGCGCCAGGUUACCAUCUGGUUCCAGAACCGCCGGGUGAAGGAGAAGAAAUUCGUCUGUAAAUCCAAAACAAAUAAUCACAUGCACACCACCUGA
Messenger RNA from Clupea harengus (Atlantic herring), 924 nucleotides. It is a transcript of the gene hoxc13a, whose product is annotated as homeobox C13a. Gene Ontology annotation, biological process: regulation of DNA-templated transcription. The record is from RefSeq and is a predicted model, not a curated record. Gene Ontology annotation, molecular function: DNA binding; DNA-binding transcription factor activity, RNA polymerase II-specific. NCBI's taxonomy places the organism in Eukaryota, Metazoa, Chordata, Actinopteri, Clupeiformes, Clupeidae.